AUGCCAAUAAUCCUAGCAUCGUUAGUCUUCGCAUUCGCUUUGGCGGCAUUACCAUCGACGGAACCUGAUCCCAGCGAAGAAGAGCAAGCUAGAUAUGUUGCGGAGAUUCAAUAUCAGCAAGACAUGAAAAGGCAGAAAGUCAAUCGUCGAAGGCGAGAAGCGGAAUAUGGGAUGGAGGAGAAGGAGUCGAAAGUGAUGAAGAAGUCAUUGUCACAUGGAUAUGACUCUGGUGUCGGGUUGGGAUUGGGAUUGGGAUUGGAUCUUGACGUGUCAAGUAUACCUAACUCAUCCUCAAUAGAGAAGAGAUCACAAUGGCAUCCACACUCAAGUUCACGUUCACGUUCGAACCGUAUAACCUCAGACAUAUAUCCUUCUUUCCCUGCUUCAUCUCACUAUCAUCAGACUUACACUAGACCGACAAGUCAAUCAAGACAUUUGCGUAGAUCGUCAUCUGUUCCAUCAAUGUCAGGAUCAAGCUCAACGAACUCAAGCCCUGGAAAUUCACCAAAGCUAUUCAACACACCAUUGGCUUGA
This is a messenger RNA of Kwoniella shivajii, 534 nucleotides long. RefSeq lists its product as uncharacterized. NCBI's taxonomy places the organism in Eukaryota, Fungi, Basidiomycota, Tremellomycetes, Tremellales, Cryptococcaceae. The coding region runs from base 1 to 534 and encodes 177 amino acids. The transcript has 2 exons. The record is from RefSeq and is a predicted model, not a curated record.